This is a messenger RNA of Encephalitozoon intestinalis ATCC 50506, 906 nucleotides long. RefSeq names its product DnaJ-like protein. The transcript has a single exon. The record is from RefSeq and is a predicted model, not a curated record. Gene Ontology annotation, molecular function: zinc ion binding; nucleic acid binding. Bases 1 to 906 code for a protein of 301 amino acids. Lineage: Eukaryota; Fungi; Microsporidia; Unikaryonidae.
AUGGGAAACCGCCAUUCUCAGAUAAAGAAAUCUCCUUACGAGAUUUUGGAUCUAUCCCCAAUAUCCACAAAGAGAGAGAUCAAGGACCGCUACAAAACCCUUAUUCUCGAGGUUCAUCCAGAUGUGCAAAAGGUUCAUUCUUCUCAAGCAUCCAAGGAGGCGGUUGAAAUAAUGGAAGCAUACAGAUCUAUUAUGAAGUCCCCUCCGAGGUUUGAGUUCUACAAUGAGGAACUUUUUAGGAAAGACCUCAGAAAAUACGCCGAGGAUUUCUUUGAAAGAGUGAGUGACUACUGUGGAAUACCAAGUGCUCCGAAGUUCGGUGAUCCAGACUUUGAAAGAUUCUACCAGGUAUUUAGCAACUUUCGAACACAAAAAACAUUUGAGACCGAAGAGGAGAAAAGCGAGUUCUGCAGAAAUGUUAGGAGAAUAGCGAGGGUCGUCAGGAGUCUGGAUAAGAGAGCGAAUGUCGAGAGUCUCUCUAUUGAGGUCUAUCAACCCUCUCCUAAAGCAAAGGAAAAGAAGAUAAAGACCUAUCCGUUCAGCUGUAGUCAUUGUGAUAAAGGAUUCCAUUCUCGGAACCAGGUUAUAAACCAUUUUCGAAGUAAAAAGCAUUUUGAAAAGGUGAGCCUGGUUUCCGAAACACCCAAGGAAUAUGUAGAAAAUCAAAUACAAGAAAUUGCAGAGGAAGACUUCUCCGAACCAGUCUGUGAGCCCUGUGUAGACCAAAUUCCAGAGAAUGCCGAAAGACACUGCGCUGAGGAGCAGGAAACUCCCAAAAAGCCCACGGGAAGGCAAGAACCUGUUCCCUUUAGAACAUGUGCAGAAUGUAAAAUUGUGUUCGGAGGGAGGGCCGAGUUGCUCAUGCAUCUAAAAACUGCACACAAGAAUCCUGAGAAUAGAAUUUAA